AUGCUGGACUCGUCUGAUUGGUGUGUAGCAUCCUUCGUCUGCAGUGACAGAUUGCGGAGUGUGGUUAGGGCACGGUUGUCGGUCACAGAUGAAGAACGGAGCUUUCGAUCUGUCGUUGUCUGGGUCAUUGUGCAAGAUGUCAACCUGUUCUUGUGUGUCAAACACGUGCUCGAGACAAGAGCAGUCAAAGAAUUCAUCAGCCACGGUGAUGGGGGGAGGAAGGGGAGGUGCGCCGACAAAAAACAAACAAACACAAAGGCUGGGGGUGUUCGACUGAGUCUCACCAAAGCGAUGGGCAGACUGUGCAUGCUGGUCUGUGCGCAGUUGGUCUGUGCGCAGCAUGCUGAUGCAGCCCUGGGGGCCAGUGAGUCAGUACGGCUGUGUCAGCGGAGCCUGGGCUGUGCUGUGCACUGCCACCCCAUCUAA
Molecule: messenger RNA, 426 nt
Organism: Postia placenta MAD-698-R-SB12
Lineage: Eukaryota; Fungi; Basidiomycota; Agaricomycetes; Polyporales; Adustoporiaceae
Exons: 3
Coding region: 1-426 (141 amino acids)
Source: RefSeq, a predicted model, not a curated record